Mirounga angustirostris (Northern elephant seal) is the source of this 5267-nucleotide messenger RNA. RefSeq lists its product as uncharacterized. NCBI's taxonomy places the organism in Eukaryota, Metazoa, Chordata, Mammalia, Carnivora, Phocidae. The transcript is spliced from 3 exons. The record is from RefSeq and is a predicted model, not a curated record. The coding region runs from base 1 to 1002 and encodes 333 amino acids.
AUGACCUGUGUCGCCCUCUCCGCCGACCCUCCACAUCGAGUCCGCCCCGGGAGAGCUUCCCAGAGGGCCCUCAACCUCUUUCCGGUAUCGAAUCCCGCCUUGGACGACGUCCCGUCCGGGUGCCGGCUCCAGGUGGCAGAAGCCUCGGCGCUGGCCGACCUGUGGACUUGGUGUAGGGACCCGUGCCCCCCGGCCUGGUCAUGUUCCAGCUCCUCUCGUUCUAGACGGCUUCUGAGGGCCACACGGAGCGGGCCUGUGGCUCCCGAGGCCCCCAAACUGGUGGCUCCUGACGUCCCCACUCGGGGCCGUUACCCCAGGGCUGGGCUAGGCCUCCACCUGCUGAUUCUCCUUUCCCGAGGGCGCCCAGCCCUGCCCAGACCACCGCAGGGCCCCAGGGGUGGGGAGUGGGGGGUGGGGGACGGGUCUGGGCUACUGCAAAGGGGAGCUCCUAGAGCGCCUCCAGGGGGUGACCCGAGGGUGUUUGGUAUUAGUGAAUUGUCUUCUGGGCGGCCGGAGGCUUUUUCUGCGCUGGCUCCCAUCCCCGGACUGGGGAGGGGGUGGCUAGACAAUGGCCUCUCCCUGGAAGGCCCCUCUCUGCACGCCCUUCCCCUGGUGGCGUCGGUGCAGGCCUGCGGGCUCCCUGUGCCCAGUGCCAGGUUCCCAGCAGUGUCCACGCCGGUGGAGCCCCAUGACUCUAGGGCCUCCCCUGCUCGGUCUGCCGGGCCCCAGGUGGGGCGGCUGUGUGCACCUGGCCCUCCUUUCUGGCCCUGCCUUAGGGGCCGCCCUCUCUGGCUCACACCCCUGCACGGGCCCCACCGGGGUCUCCACCUCCUGCUUUUGCCAGGAGAACCUUCCAGCAAGCAAUCUGGCUCUCUCUGCACCGCCCAAAGCCCCUCCAAGGCACCCCUUUCCUCGCGCCCCCCUGCAAGACCCCAGGCGGCCCACCACAUCCCCUGCCACGCCCUUCUUUUGGCGUUUACCCUAUACCUACCCCCACUCUAGGUCCACCCACCCGUCUGUUGGGAGCUGGGUCCUGUGCAGCUGCCACUGCAGACUGCCCCAUCCUCCCCCUCUCUAGGGCCUAGAUGGGGAUGUCCCCAUCUCAGGGCACCCAGCACAGUCUCUUGUUCCAAAGGGAUUGCCCCUUUCUAGAGCAGGGGUUCAGGAUUCUGGAGGGGAUGGAAUGUCCUUGUUCGGCGAGGCUGUCCCUGACCCCCCCAGCCUAGCCGCCCCUCAUCCUAGUCGCCCUCUGUCAGUACCCUGUUCCAGCUUUCCUCCUGGUCCACUGCUGUCUGAAAUUACCUGCUGUUAAUGUCUGCUUUCUCCCCCUCCUCCCCCAGACUAAGGUUUCUCAGGGCAGGGAUUUUUUUCUGUCCUGUUCCCUGCUCUGUCCCCAGUCCUGGGACCCAGGCCAGGCCCAUAAUAGAGGAAUGGCGAGUGUUUGUUGAUUGACUAACAGAUUCCCUAAGGGCAGGGGCCUUUAUCAAGUUAAUCCCCAGAAAAGUAUGGGGGCACAAAGGAGGCAGGGAGGAAGACAGGAAGACAAGACGGAAGACAAGACCAAAGACGUAGUGACGGAGCACAUGAAUAUGGUGAUCGGGUUUUAGAAAUUCUUUACAUUUGUGAAACGUUUGGUUUUCUGGCUUUUUCUGCCCCUUCCAGAUGUCAUUUGGGAGGGUUGAGGUUUGCUGCAACAGGGUCGGGUCAGCUGGGUCUGGGCUCUCCUCGCCACUUUCUAAGGGGCUCCCAGGACCCCCAAAAGGAGAGAUGAGCCCCAAGAUAAUCCUGCAACCACCAACUGAGCGCCCGCCUCCCCCCUGUGGCACACUGCAGUUCUCAGAGCCAGGUGCUCUGGGGAGCUCCGUCUGCAACAGGCUGGCGUGUGGUGUCAGGGCUAAUAUUUUAUGCAUGGAACUGACUAAAUGGGGACAUUUGGAGAUGAAAAUUGCUGUUAAUGCAUCCACACAUCUUUGGAAUAUAUUAAAUGUUUGUAGGGGGCGGGAGGCGACAUUAGCCUUAUUUAAUAGCUCCAAUGUAACCAUCUCCACACCCCAGCUUGAAUAGCCCGGGUGCCCCACAGGCUGCCACUCGGGGGAAGCGUUGGGUGGAUCAGCCACCGCUUGAGAAUUAUGCAUGAGACAAAAUGUCAGCCCGGGGUACCAGGCAUUCAGCGGCAUAUGUUCCAAACUCAUUGUAGACCCAAAGACAGUGACCCCAUGCUGCUAGGGGCAGAAUUUCAUUAAAAGCCAAAUUACUGGUUUAUCUAUUGUUUGAGCAGAAGAGAGAAUAAACAAAGGGCCAAAUGAAAAUGUCUGUCCCCACAGCGGCUGGGAUGACAGUCGCUGUGGACCCUCAAACCAGAGGGUCAGUGACUUGGGCUCAUCUCCAAGGUGUUGUGUUAAUCCAGUCAUGGGUCUGAGCCCAUGGGGUGCGGACUGUCUCCUGGGGCCCGCGUGGGCAAGGACCCUGGCUCCCCCCAUCACGUCUCCUGGACACAAUUCAAUGAGCCACUUUGAAAACUGAGGCGCUUUAGUGCGUCUGGACCUAUAGUCUCCUCGCCUUACCAUUUUAAGGGGGGUUAAGCAGGGAAAUACUAGCCGCCCUGAAUAAGCUUCAGCCCCCACCUGUCCAUCAGCUCUAGGGUGUUUGCUCGUUGCACCCCCCCCCCCCAGCCUGUGUGGGAAGCAGCCUCUGUUUUUACAGUAAGGAUGUGAGGCACAGAGAGGUGGAGAGACUCCUUCGAGACCACCCAGCAGGCACUCUGCCUGCUGAGAGCCACAGAGCUCUAGAACAGUCCCCCGCCCAAAUUCUCUCUGCAUGACAAGGUAGGCCUCCUCUUCCGAACACUCAGCUUGCCAUACUUUCAAUGGGAUUUUCCCUGCACCCACCUGGCAUCUCUCCAAUUGGGUGCCCACCCCACGACAUGGGAUGCUUGCAGCUGGGUACGGUCCCCAUGGACCCUGGCUCCUGUCUGGCCCAGGGAGAGGACUGCUUGCUCUGUCAGGAGCCCCAGGGCCCAGGGGAGAGCUAAGGACCAAGGACCCACUUUGACUUGUGCCUUUCGCUACCACCCUGGAGGGCAUUUGAGGGUUGUGUGCAAGUCUAGUCAGGACAGCUGGUGAGCAAGAGUGGGGAGCUCAGGCCAAGCUUUCUGGUCUCGACGGGGCAGGCCAGGCACCAGCCCUGCUCCCCCAGCCUCCGCCUUGCCCUGCUCGGCCCCCGCCCUUGUGUGCAUCCCACCCUGCACAACUCAGGGACUGGUCCGGUCCUGGAAGCACCAUCACAUGUCAGGGCUGAAUGGGCUCCCCGAGUGCAUUCCCUCUUGUCCCCUCGCCCCACCCCUUCUGCUCACAUCCGCACACAGGUAAGGAACCUGAGGUCCAAGAGCCUGGCAUGCUUUGCCACGGCUUUUCUUUUGAGUGUUGUCUCAAAGUUCAGGGUCAGGACCCAUCUCUGGCAAAUAAGUAAUUUCCUUCUUUGCAAAACUGGGGUGACCCUAGCACCCCAAGCCUGCAGGAACCCCAAGCAGGAUUCAAUACCUCAAUGCCCAUGGGGGGAGUGAGGCUGCUACCCUGCCACAGAGCUUCUAGAAGCCAGGCCCUUGACCCUGCAGUGUCGGCCUUGCUCAGCUAAUGCCUGGAUCGAGGCUGGCCGCAGACACUGGUGCAGAGAAGGUGGGCAACACGCGAGCGUGUCCUGAAGUCAGAUCUCUUCACUGCCGGGAAGAAGCACACAGGAGGGGCUGGGAGGACGUCUGUGGAAUGAAUGAAUAAAAGGGUGCUCUUUGAGGGAAUAAAGAAGCAGAGAGAAAAAGAAGAAUCUGGGGAAGAUGGACGUAAAUCUCCACCAAGCGCCGCCAAGGUUUUGCAGCCAAGGCGGCUGACGAGACCCCGCGGAGGCAGAGGGGCCGGUUGUCACGGCGGGGGGGGGGGGGGGUGCAGGGGUGGGAUGGAGGAAGCAGGAAGCAGGGGUGGGAUGGAGGCUCGUUCAUCAUUUUCCCAUCAUCCCUGUGAUGGGAGCCCGCGCCUGCACAGCUGCACUUGCCCGCCCGGCGGCCGAGUGUGGGGUUGGGCGUGGGGAGGGACCCCAAGGAAAGGCAUGCCCGGCAGGUGAGCCAGCGGCUGCGGGGCAGGUCCCAAAUCCCCGGCGUGGCAGCAGAGAGGACAGGAGUCACUCCAGGCCACCUGACCAGUCACAGGGCAGGACUUUGGGGCCAUUAUGGCUGCUGGACCCAAAUGGUGCAUGAUGGGACAUCUCAAAGCCCACCUCGUGUCCUUGGUGUGUGAUGGUUGCUUUUAUACCUUGAAGUCCCAGUGCCAUUCCUGUGCUCAUGCUGUGCCCCUACCUGGAAUGCCUGUCCUUCCUUAUCGUUAAAGGCCCAGUUUCACUGCCACCUCCUACAGGAAGCCUUCCCUCAUGUACCCCUACCCCCAACACACAUACACAGAGCCUCAACCUGCAGUCAGAUAUCAGUCCCCUGAUUCUUCGGUCUACAGGUCGCCAGCUCUGCCGGGACAGGGGCUGUUUUGGUUUGGUCAUUGUGGGGCCCAUGUACCCCACAGGACCUAGCCCAGGGAAGCUGUCCUGGGAUGCUUGUUGACUUUGUCUUCCCUUGGCAGACACACGGGACGGGGCAUUCGGCAGGUGCCCAGUACAUGGAGCCUUUGGUUGAUUGCAGCCAUGAGCCAAGGGCUGGGCCAGAGGUAAUCCCACCAGACCACUUCUGCCUGGAGAGAUGUGGACUGUGAGCCGGGGAGCCCGGUCUGACCCUAGAGGCAUUCCUUGGGUCAGGGGUCUCUGCUGUCGGUGAACCCACCUGGAGCGUCAGCGUCUUCCUCCCCAGGCUCAUCUGCCUCACAGGACUCCCAGAAGGUCCUGCUCUUGGAGAAGGCUGAUGGCACCCAUGCCCUGGGGGACAGACGGACAGACGCACAGUCCUGCUGGACCAGCGCCCUCUCCUGCCACCCCCAGGAAGAAGGGGAGGCUGUGCACUCCCCACCCUUUAAAGGACCCUGAGUGGGUACGGGGGGGGGGGGGCGGGGGGCAGAUCCAUCAGGGGACAGGCCUGCAGUGUGGACUGGGGAGGACCAUGUGGGCCUGCAGAGGACUCUGAGUGGCAAUGAACUCAAACCAAAGAGCCAAAGACCCCAGCCCCAUCCCCGCGGAGGGGCUCAGGAAUUCCUGCUCUUCCUUUGCAAACACUUGGCAUGUCGUUGGGCUAUUUGAAUAAUAAAUACACAUUAUAAAAAUCUAAAUACGUUUGUGUA